Messenger RNA from Schizosaccharomyces octosporus yFS286, 2797 nucleotides. RefSeq names its product glycerol-3-phosphate dehydrogenase Gut2. NCBI's taxonomy places the organism in Eukaryota, Fungi, Ascomycota, Schizosaccharomycetes, Schizosaccharomycetales, Schizosaccharomycetaceae. Gene Ontology annotation, cellular component: glycerol-3-phosphate dehydrogenase (FAD) complex; mitochondrion. The record is from RefSeq and is a predicted model, not a curated record. The transcript has a single exon. Gene Ontology annotation, molecular function: glycerol-3-phosphate dehydrogenase (quinone) activity. Gene Ontology annotation, biological process: glycerol-3-phosphate metabolic process. Bases 491 to 2473 code for a protein of 660 amino acids.
GAUAGCCAAAAACCAAAAAAAGAAGCACUUUUAGUUGAAACCUCUAGAAAAAAAACCCCCGUUAAAAUAGUCUUUUUCCCUUCUUUAGAAGUAUUAUUUAUCGAUUCGAUUCGUUAUUUUCUCUUUCUCUUCAUUUCUUUUAACGACUCUUUUCUGAUUUGUUUGAAAAAGAAAUAGAAAAGCUUCCGCUUGUAAUAAAAAGGAAAACGCAAGGAUCUUUUUUGUAUAUACAUUUCUUUUCCUCUUUUCUUUUUUGCCUUGUCUUGUCUUAAAAAUUCUCUCGGUUUGAUUUAGCGUCCUUUUGAUUUUUUUAUUCAUCUUUCUUUUCCCUUCUCUCCUUUUUUUUAUUUUAUUUUAUUUUAAAAAAGCUAUCUAUUCAGUUAUCCAUCUUGCUUCAUUUUCGAAUUUACCUCCUUCUUCCCUCCCUGAGUAUCUUGAUUUAAACAGUUCAUUUCUCACUGUUUUCCUCUAGAGUCGCUUUUACUUUAUUAUGUUUGGGUUUUUUCGUAAAAGAUCAACCCAAUUAGUUUUGGGUGCUACAGCUCUUGCUGGUGGUGCUUACACAGUUGCGGUGUUUUCUAAAUCGCCAAAUAACAAUGCUGAAUACAACAAGGCAUUCUAUAAACCAUUCCGAAAAGAAUUGGAACCUCCACCAUCUCGUGAAUCCCUUCUAAAUCGUAUCAAGUCAACUCCAAAAUAUGAUGUUUUGAUUAUUGGAGGCGGUGCCACUGGUACCGGUGUUGCUGUUGAUGCUGCUACUCGUGGUCUCAAUGUUUGCUUAUUGGAAAAAACUGACUUUGCUGCUGAAACUUCUUCGAAAUCUACGAAAAUGGCCCAUGGUGGUGUACGAUACUUGGAAAAGGCUAUCUUUAAGCUUUCAAAAGCCCAAUUGGACUUGGUAAUUGAAGCCCUUAAUGAACGUGCAAACAUGCUUCGUACUGCUCCCCAUCUUUGUUCUGUAUUACCUAUUAUGAUCCCUGUCUACGAAUGGUGGAAGAUCCCUUAUUACUAUGCUGGAUGCAAGUUGUAUGACUGGUUUGCUGGUUCUCAGAAUUUGCGUGCUUCUACCGUGUUUUCCCGUGAAAUGACAACUGCAAUUGCUCCUAUGCUUAACGACUCGGAACUCAAGGCUUCUUGCGUUUAUCAUGACGGUUCUUUUAACGAUGCAAGAAUGAACACAACCCUUGCUAUUACCGCUGUCGAUCAUGGUGCUACUGUCUUGAAUUACAUGGAAGUAAAACAAUUAAUCAAGUCUCCCGAAAACAAGGUCCUUGGUGCCAUUGCCGUGGAUCGUGAAAGCGGUGUGGAAUAUGAAAUCAAGGCUACUGCCACUGUGAAUGCUACUGGACCCUAUGCUGAUAAGAUAUUGGAGAUGGAUGAAGAUCCAAAUGGAAAGCCUCCCAAGACUCCCCAAUUUCCUCGUAUGGUCGUUCCAUCCUCUGGUGUUCACGUUGUUUUGCCCGAAUAUUACUGCCCUAGAGAUACAGGUUUACUUGAUCCAUCUACCAAAGAUGGCCGUGUUAUGUUUUUCCUCCCUUGGCAAGGUAAAGUUUUAGCUGGUACUACUGAUAACCCACUCAAGGAAGCUGUUUCCAACCCAGCUCCUUCAGAAGAAGAUAUUCAAGACAUUUUGAAUGAGUUACAAAACUACAUUACUUUCCCCGUGCAGAGAGAUGAUGUAUUAUCUGCUUGGAGUGGAAUCCGUCCUUUGGUUCGUGACCCUUCAACUGUUCCCAAAGGCCUUGACCCAAGCACCUCCAGUACCCAAGGUUUGGUACGCUCUCACUUGAUCUACACAACUGAAACAGGACUUGUAACCAUCAGUGGUGGUAAAUGGACUACUUACAGAGAAAUGGCCGAAGAGACAGUUGACAAAUUGCUCAAGGACUUUGACUUUGGUAGGACCUUGAAGCCAUGCCAGACGAAACAUCUUAUUUUAGUUGGUGGUGAGGAUUACACCAAGAACUAUUCUGCCAAGUUGAUGCACACUUAUCAUAUUCCACUCACAUUAGCCAAACAUCUUUCCCAUAACUAUGGUACCCGUUCUCCUCUAAUUUUGGAAUUGUACGUAAAAUCAGAUAUCAAUAAGUUACCUGUUGUCCUUGCAGGCAACAAGAGUUUUACUCCUUCUAAAGAUUCCGUUACAAAGAACAAUGAGUUAUCUUAUGCUUCAUUUGAUGAGCCUUUUACUGUUGCUGAAUUGAAGUAUAGUUUGCUUUACGAGUACACGAGAACCCCCGCCGAUUUUAUUGCUAGAAGAUCAAGACUUGCGUUCUUGAAUGCUAGAGAAGCAUUAAGAGCUGUUGACGGUGUAACUACAAUUAUGAAAGAAGAACUUGGUUGGGAUAAUUCCACUGCUCAACGCAUGAGAGAAGAAGCGAGAGGAUACAUCGCCAAGAUGGGUCUACCUCCCAACUCUGAAGAUUCCUUAGUCCCCAACUCUAAUAUUGAACUUCUAGCCGGUGCUGUUUAAUGCUUGUUGUCAAGUUAAGUUUUUGAUUUGUGAAAAGAAAACCCGCGUUUAUGGUUCUUUCGCUUUUCUAUUUUUGCUCUUGUAUUUUUCUAUUCUGCUUUUUUCCUUUUUUAUUUUACGAUUAAUGCUUGCUAUGAUAUGCAUCAUUUGCAAUAGUAAUGAAUUAUAUUUUUGAAAAUCUAUAUGCUGAUUACUUAGCAUCUAGUUAGUAUAUGUAGUGACGGUGAAGCAAUAGGAACCCAAAGGAGAUGGCAAUUGAAGAUUUCUUCAAAAUAGUGUAAAGACCUAUAAGCUAGGAAUGAUGAUGGUUCAUAGUGGAUCCAA